ACUUGACACAAAUUUCACUGUUUACACAUAUGACACAAAUGGCUCCCUUAUCAGUGAAAGACCCGACAUGCAGAGUCACUGCCAUUACAAAGGCUAUGUGGAGGAUGUCGAGUUUUCAUCUGUGUCUGUUAGCCUUUGCUCUGGACUCAAUGGAUUCCUGAACAUAGGGAAUGCCAGACUAGGGAUUGAGCCUCUGGAGGGCUCCUCUGACUUUGAGCAUGUGGUGUACCGCUUGGAGGAUGAGGAGACGGAACCUUUCAGCUACAGAACCUCUCACACCCAUCACCAUGACGACAACAACAUUUCCCCUGACCAGACCAUCGUCCACUCUCACAGUGAUUUACCUGAGCACCCAGACAGUCAUUCACUCAGAAGGAGACGAGCGGUAAUGCAGCAGACUCACUACGUGGAGCUGAUAAUUGUGGUGGAUAAAAAAACAUACGUAGCACUGGAGAGUAAUGCAGCCCGGGUUCAACAUCAUAUGAUACAAGUUGCUAAUCGCCUAGAUAGUAUGUACGAGCAGCUGAACGUCCGUGUGGUGUUGGUGGGGCUGGAGAUCUGGACGGCAGGGAACCUCAUCACUGUGGAUGGCAAGAACCCUGGGAGUGUAUUAACAAACUUCUGGAAGUGGAGGAGGAACAAUCUGCUGCCCCGCCAUUACCACGACAAUGCUCAAUUUGUUGUGAAUGAACAGCUCAGUGGAGGACAGACGCUUGGCUUUGGCUCCAUGUCCACCAUGUGCAGCAGUAAGAGUGCUGCAAUAAGCACGCACGCCCAUGUAAGCUGCCUCUCAUGGACCAUGGCCCACGAAAUAGGCCACAACCUGGGCAUGCGUCAUGACCCUAAGGACUGCUACUGCUCCGCUGAAGAGUGUGUCAUGUAUGCCCUUGGAAAGUGUGGAAGCUCGUGUGAUGAUAAUGUGUUUAGCGAUUGCAGUGUUGAUAGCUUUCAGAAAUUCAUGGUGCGACUGGAUAACAGGAACUGUCUCCUCAACAUACCACAGUCACAGGACAUUUACACACCUCCCUACUGCGGCAACAACUGGCUGGACCCAGGCGAGGAGUGUGACUGUGGUUCUGAGGAGGAGUGCAAGAAGGACCCGUGCUGUGAGCCAAACACCUGUAAGCUGAAGUCCGGGGCUCAGUGUGCCGAUGGGGAAUGCUGCAGGAACUGUAAAUUCCGGCCAGGUGGUUAUGAGUGCCGCAGUCAGUCAGAUGAGUGUGACCUUCCUGAGUACUGCAACGGCUCGUCUUCUGACUGCCAGGCUGAUGUCUUUGUGCAGAACGGACAUCUCUGCAGGAACAAUCAAUCAUAUUGCUACAAUGGCAAAUGCCACCACCAUGAUGACCAGUGCAAGGCCUUGUUUGGUUCUCAGGCAAAGUCUGCUGCUGAUAUAUGUUAUCUAUUUGUGAACCGUGUUGAAAACUGCGGUGGCAGCAAGGAGUGCCUUAUCAGAAAUGGCAAGUGUGGGAAGCUGCAGUGUGACGAUGUGAACCCCGCCUCCACGAUUGGAAGACCAGGACGGACCAUCGUCACCACCACCACCAUCGGUCAGAACAAGUGCUGGGGGAUGAAGUCCAUGAUGGGACCUGAUGUUCCUGAUCCAGGCAUGGUGAACAAUGGAACAAAGUGUGGGGAGAAUGGGGUGUGCUUGAAUCAGAAAUGCAGAGACGUAUCGGAGCUCAAGCACGGCUGUGACACGCAGGGUACAUGCCUUGGCCAUGGGGUCUGUAACAGCAAUAGGAACUGCCACUGUGAUUACGGAUGGGCUCCACCAUUCUGUAAGGAGGAGGGCUAUGGGGGCAGCAUUGAUAGUGGCCCUGGAGAAAUGACACCGUACUGUGAUGACGCAUGAUAUCCUCCUCCUACAUAGCACUCACCCUACCAAGGCAAAGGUGUCUGCGGAAAUGUGUUGGACAGGCAGAUGAGAAUCAGCAGUUGUGUGUCAAUGUUCUGAAAAAGGCAAAGAUUAUGAAUAAUGUCAUGUUCUAGUUAAACAAUGCAUUUCUAGAUGAUGAAGUCUAUGAAUUACAGGUGAAAAAGAUAGAAUCACAUAACUGCUCAUUUGUUGUCCGUUUGUGUCAAAUGUAAUAAAUAAAGAUAUUUUUCACUUUUAAA
Messenger RNA from Sardina pilchardus (European sardine), 2118 nucleotides. Its product is annotated as disintegrin and metalloproteinase domain-containing protein 9-like. Gene Ontology annotation, molecular function: metalloendopeptidase activity. Gene Ontology annotation, biological process: proteolysis. The record is from RefSeq and is a predicted model, not a curated record. The coding region runs from base 68 to 1855 and encodes 595 amino acids. Lineage: Eukaryota; Metazoa; Chordata; Actinopteri; Clupeiformes; Clupeidae. Gene Ontology annotation, cellular component: plasma membrane. The transcript has 16 exons.